AGAAUAUAAUCACUUCAAGCAAUCUUCUUGUUAACAUAUUCACCACAUAUCUCAAAAUGAGGAAACACAGCUACUACUCUAUUUUGGUCAUUUUUGGAUCACUUCUCUAUUUGCCUUUAUUCUUGAAUGCAACAUCCAUUAGUCAUCACAAAGAGUGUCAUGAUGAGGUGGAGUUUGAUUAUAUAGAAGGGAGUAAGAAAGGUCCAAGUAAAUGGGGAGAGUUAAAAAAAGAAUGGGAAACUUGCAAUUUUGGGAAGAUGCAAUCUCCAAUUGACAUUUCAAGUUGUAAUGUCAAAAUUCAGAGAAAGUUGGAUCACAAGAAAAUUUACAAGCCAUGUAAUUCUACAAUAAAGAAUAGAGGCCAUGCCAUUUCAUUGCAAUGGCAUGGGGAUGCUGGAUCCAUUUGGAUGAAUGGCACGAAAUACUCCCUUCUACAAAUUCAUUGGCAUUCUCCUUCUGAACAUACCAUCAAUGGUAGAAGGUAUGCCUUGGAAUUGCAUAUGGUUCACCAAAGCACUGAGGAGAAGGUGAACAAUAAGAUAGUUGUUAAUGCUGUCCUUUACAAAUUAGGCUUACCAGAUCCAUUUCUUUUUACGUUGGGGAGACACAUAUUUUCAAUGAUUGAUCAAGAAGGUGCAGAGAGGAACUUGGGAAUGAUUAAUCCAAAUUACAUUGCUAAUAUGCAUAGCAAAAGAUAUUAUGAGUACAAGGGUUCACUCACUACCCCUCCUUGCACAGAAGGUGUCACUUGGAUCGUCAACAAGAAGGUACAAACUGUAUCAAUAUUUCAAGUGAUGUUGCUCCGAAAAGCUGUCCUUGAUUAUGCUGAAAGUAAUGCAAGGCCACAGCAACCACUUAACAACAGACAGAUCAAUCUUUUACUCUCCAAGCACUAGAGCCCCUCAAUUUUCAAUAAGUGUCAAAAGUCUACUAUUAGUUUUUCUUCUUCUUCGGUCGAUGUUUAGUACCUGCUUUGAGACUCGGCUAAUUCAGAUCCACGCUGGGAAAUCUCAUUUUGGAGAAAGCGCUUUCUAUCAAAGGCGACUCUAUAUUAGGAUUUGUAUCCGAAACCUCUGGUUGAGGAUCGAGAAGUACUCAUCGCUCUACCAUAAUCUCUGGUGGUUACUAUUAGUCUAUUGCGCUCUUUCAAAACUGCUAUUUUAUUUUUAUAGAAAUGGUGGAAGGAUGAAGUAGAAAGAAGAUGUUUUCAACAUUUGUACUGAAAUUUUAUCAGAAUAUUGAUGGGAGAAUUGAAAUAAUAUUAGAGAGCCUUAAUGAGAAAGAU
Molecule: messenger RNA, 1285 nt
Organism: Lycium ferocissimum
Lineage: Eukaryota; Viridiplantae; Streptophyta; Magnoliopsida; Solanales; Solanaceae
Product: carbonic anhydrase Nec1-like
Exons: 7
Coding region: 57-896 (279 amino acids)
Molecular function (GO): zinc ion binding; carbonate dehydratase activity
Source: RefSeq, a predicted model, not a curated record